Trematomus bernacchii (emerald rockcod) is the source of this 2437-nucleotide messenger RNA. It is a transcript of the gene rxfp1, whose product is annotated as relaxin family peptide receptor 1. The record is from RefSeq and is a predicted model, not a curated record. The transcript is spliced from 18 exons. NCBI's taxonomy places the organism in Eukaryota, Metazoa, Chordata, Actinopteri, Perciformes, Nototheniidae. Gene Ontology annotation, biological process: G protein-coupled receptor signaling pathway. Gene Ontology annotation, molecular function: G protein-coupled receptor activity; protein binding. The coding region runs from base 47 to 2437 and encodes 796 amino acids. Gene Ontology annotation, cellular component: membrane.
UGUCCACCACCCACGCGGUUCUCACAGUAAAACUUCACGAGGAACCAUGCAAGUUUAUGUGGCUGUGAUAUUCGCGUACGGGGUGUCCGCAUUCAAUAUCAGCGAGGAAAAAACGACGUGCCCCCUUGGAUAUUUCCCCUGUGGCAACCUGACCGUGUGCCUGCCUCAGCUCCUGCACUGCAACGGCAUCGAUGACUGUGGGAAUCAAGCGGAUGAGGAGAACUGUGGGGAUAAUAAUGGAUGGCCCCAUCUUUUCGACAAGUAUUUUGGGAUGCCCAGCUACAACACUGGAACAAAGUCCCAUAUGUGCUUGCUGGGAGUCUUUCCUGAGCUCUGCAAGUGCCGAGACCUGGAGCUGGACUGUGACGGCGCGCAGCUUCGAGACAUCCCAGCGGUGGCGGUUAAUGUCACCAUGAUGUCCCUUCAAAAGAAUCAGCUCCUGAAGCUUCAGGCAAACACAUUCUUUAAGUACAAAAGCCUACAGAAACUAUAUCUUCAAUACAACAGAAUUCAAGAUGUGAGUCCUGACGCUUUCAGAGGGCUGCAUAAUCUGACAAGACUGUAUCUGAGCUACAACAGCAUCUCUAUCCUGAAGCCGGGGGUUUUCAAGGACCUGCACAAGCUCGAGUGGUUGAUUUUAGAAAAUAACAAUAUCCAACACAUAUCCUCCAUGACCUUCUCAGGACUGAACUCGCUCGUUUUACUGGUUUUGUUGAACAACUCUUUGACAAAGCUGGAUGACAUAUGUCGGGAAAUGCCAAUUUUGAACUGGCUGGAUUUGGAGGGAAAUCUCAUUGAAACCAUUGGAAAUGUGUCUUUCUCCUCAUGCAGUAUGCUGACAGUUCUGGUUUUACAGCAGAACAGGAUCAGCCACGUACACGAGCAAGCUUUCUCAGUCCUCCCAAGGCUUGGAGAAUUGGAUCUAUCGAACAACAGACUGGAGGCCAUCCCACCUAAUCUCUUUGUUUUACUCGGGGAUUUACUCCAACUGAAUAUAUCAUAUAAUCCCAUCAUGGAGCUCCAAGUCGACCACUUUGACAAGUUGCAUAAACUGAAGUCAUUGAGCAUAGAAGGGAUCGAAAUUGGAAACAUACAACGGAGGAUGUUCGAACCUCUCAAAUACUUGACUCAUAUCUACUUCAAGAAGUUCCAGUACUGCGGCUACGCUCCUCACGUGCGCAGCUGCAAACCCAACACGGACGGCAUCUCGUCCUUCGAGGACCUGCUGGCCAACAUCGUGCUGAGGGUCUUCGUUUGGGUCGUCUCCGCCACCACAUGCUUCGGCAAUAUCUUCGUCAUCUGCAUGCGCUCCUACAUCCGAUCAGAGAACAAACUCCAUGCCAUGUGCAUCAUUUCCCUCUGCUGCGCAGACGGGCUGAUGGGCAUCUACCUCUUCAUGAUUGGCGCGUAUGAUCUGAAGUACCGCGGCGAAUACAACCGGCACGCUCAGGCCUGGAUGGACAGCAGUCAGUGUCAGGUCAUCGGAUCUUUGGCCAUGCUGUCCACCGAGGUGUCCGUCCUUCUCCUCACUUACCUCACUCUGGAGAAAUACAUAUGCAUCGUGUACCCUUUCCAGUACCUGACGCCUGGCUGGAGACGAACUGUCACCAUCCUUCUCGGGAUAUGGGUGUUCGGCUUUAUCAUUGCCCUUCUGCCGCUGGUCUGCAAGGGGCUGUUUCGCAACUUCUACGGCACCAAUGGAGUUUGCUUCCCGCUUCACUCUGAGCAGCCAGAGACAGCUUGGGCUCAUGUGUACUCCAUCGUCAUUUUCCUGGGUCUCAACUUGGUGGCGUUUCUCAUCAUUGUCUUAUCCUAUGCAAGCAUGUUCUAUAACAUCCAGAGAACAGGGACUCAAACCACCAAAUACAGCAACCACAUCAAGAAAGAGGUGACCAUCGCCAAGAGGUUCUUCUCUAUCGUCAUCACUGACUCCCUUUGCUGGAUCCCCAUCUUCAUUCUCAAGAUCCUGUCGCUGCUGCAGGUGGAGAUUCCUGGUACCAUCAGUUCCUGGGUGGUCAUAUUUAUUCUGCCCAUUAACAGCGCCCUAAACCCCAUCCUUUACACGCUGACCACACGGCCUUUCAAAGAGACUAUUCUGCAGGUAUGGGCAAACUACAGGCAGAGGAGGCCUCUGCUCAGCGGCCACCCAGCUCAACAUCCAUCUCUAACAUGGCAAGAAAUGUGGCCCCUGCAGGAAAACAGCAAUGGCCCCACCACGGGUCACCCGCUGGAAACUACCGCCACGAUAGCUAAGCUCACACCUGUGGAAAAUACCAACGAUGGAUAUAAUGUCAUCACCACAUGCACACAACAAAUACCGAAGAAGCAUACAGUGCUGUCAGUAUGCUCAAAGGAUGAAGAAGUGCCACUCACACACACACAAACACACACACAAACACACACACAAACACAAGCAAACAAUGUGGGUGUCGAUUAG